Molecule: messenger RNA, 2526 nt
Organism: Penicillium canescens
Lineage: Eukaryota; Fungi; Ascomycota; Eurotiomycetes; Eurotiales; Aspergillaceae
Product: M28 family metallopeptidase
Exons: 3
Coding region: 1-2526 (841 amino acids)
Molecular function (GO): carboxypeptidase activity
Source: RefSeq, a predicted model, not a curated record
AUGGGCGACGAGAAAUAUGAUUAUCAAGCCCAACCCAUCCCCUCGUACGAAGAAGCCACCGGCCAACCCUCCUCCUCUCGAUCCGACCUCGGCGAAGGAACAGAUUUGGAACGACAGGGGCUUCUCGGUCGCGAUCAUGCCUCCACACGAGGCUAUCACCCGCCGACGGUGGAAUCGGCGCGCACCAGUCUCGAUGACCUAGAUUCCUCUGCCUCACACUCUGACCGGGGAUCAACCGAUGAGCUUCGACAGGAACUGGAUCAGAUGGACGUGGAUGACUCCGCGUCUUCAUCCUUGACUGGCCGUUCCCGUCUAGGCCAUCGGUUCUCCAAGCAGCUAUCGAGUCUGACCCGCACGCUAUCCGCCAUCCAACGACCCUUUCAGCGAUAUAUGCCCAGUUUCCGCUUUACGAUAAACCUGGGCGAUGCACGCGCCCGUUUCAAGGACCAGGGCUGUAUCAUGAUGCUACGGCUGUUCGCUCUUUUACUCGUAGUCGCCCUGGUCUAUGUGUUCUUUAUCGCGGAUAUCUUCAACAUCAACAGUCGCAUGGUCAUGGGCACGUCGUACAGUUCGGCGUCAGUCGAGAACUUCAUUCAGGGUCAUAUCAACGAGACGAACAUUGCCGAGAACUUGCGCCGAGUCACCAACUACACUCAUAUUGCCGGGACAGAAGGCAGCUUCGUGCUAUCACAAUGGAUUGAACAGGAGUUCCACAAAGCUGGAUUCGAUGUAGUCUCGCGGGAGGAGUUCCAGGUAUACCUCAACUAUCCACGCCAGGAUGGCAGGAGGGUGGCGAUUAUUGAUCCGCCCAAUCUCGCUUGGGAGGCUAAACUCGAAGAGGACAACGCCAAAGACUUGGUCUUCCAUGGGCAUUCCAAGUCGGGCAAUGCUCUUGCAGAGAAAGGAAUCGAAUUGAAAGGCUCAAUCGCUCUUGUCCGUUAUUACGGGACUGAAACCGAUCGCGCUUUGAAAAUCAAGGCCGCUGAGCUGGCCGGCGCGGCGGGCUGCAUUAUCUACUCCGAUCCCUCUCAGGAUGGAUUCGUCAAGGGCCCGGCUUAUCCCGAAGGCCGGUACAUGCCCAGCGAUGGCGUCCAGAGAGGCGGUGUCAGCAUGAUGUCGCAGGUUGUUGGAGAUGUCCUCAGUCCUGGGUUUGCAUCCACCCCGGGAGAAAAGCAUCGUUUGUCUCCUGAGGAGAGCACUGGGUUACCUAAGAUUCCCAGUCUCCCUCUCGCCUGGCGUGAUGCCCAGCAUCUUUUGCAGGGACUCAAGGGACACGGUUCCAAAGUACCAAAGGAAUGGGUUGGAGGCGUGCCUGAAGUCAAAGAGUGGUGGACUGGAGAUCAAAAUUCUCCUGUCGUUCAUCUGAUGAACUUGCAGGAUGAAGUCGAGCGACAACCUAUCUACAAUAUCCAUGGGAGAAUCCUCGGUAUGGAUGAACGCGACAAGAAGAUCAUCGUUGGCAAUCACCGCGACUCGUGGUGUAUGGGUAGCGUCGACCCCGGAAGUGGCACUGCUGCUUUCCUAGAGGUUGUACGCGCCUUUGGUGAGCUGCUCACCUAUGGGUGGCGCCCGCUUCGCACUAUUGAGUUUGUCAGCUGGGAUGGAGAGGAAUAUAACCUCAUCGGCUCGACAGAGCAUGUCGAGAAUGAGAUAGAGGAGCUGCGUGCCAAUGCCUUCGCGUACUUGAAUGUCGAUGUCGGUGUCUCUGGCUCCAAAUUCCGUGUCUCGGCGUCCCCCGUCUUCGAGCGCAGUGUGAUGCAGAUUCUUGGCCGUCUCUCGGAUCCCUAUGCGAAUGCAACACUCAAAGAUCUCUGGGAGCAAAGGGGCUCAAAGAUUGAGCCACUUGGUGCUGGCAGUGACUAUGUUGCAUUCCAAGAUAUUGCAGGCACCUCAAGCAUUGACUUUGGGUUCGAAGGUGAGGCUUAUCCAUACCAUAGCUGCUACGAGUCAUACGACUGGAUGGUCCAAAAUGCCGACCCCGACUUCCAAUACCACAAAAUCCUGGCUCAGUUCUGGGGGCUUCUUUUGCUUGACCUUUCAGAAAAUCCCAUGCUACCAUUUGACGUGGAGGCUUACGGCAGCUCCGUGACUGGGUGGGUUAAGGACUUGGAUGGAUUCGCCAAAUCAAAGAAGGCUGAGGUCAACAUGGAGCCCAUGUUCAAGGCCGCAGCUGAGCUCCAGGCCAACACUGCACGCUUCCAGUCCUGGAACAAGAUCUGGCACGAUACUGUGUGGGGUUUGGGUGGAUAUGAAAGCAAUGUCAUGGCCGUCCAGCGAGUGAACCACAACGCCCGAAUGGCUAGUCUUGACACCAAUCUGCUUGACCUGGACGAAGGUGGCGGUGUCCCCAACCGCACACAAUUUCGACACGUCAUCUUCGGCCCAGAGCUGUGGUCCGGCUACGACGCGGCCCUCUUCCCUGCUAUUGUGGAUAGUAUCAACACGGGAAAUUGGACACUGACCCAAUACUGGAUCAACCGGGUCGCCAACACCAUUCAUACCGCCAGCGACAAGCUGCUUCACUAA